AUGACUGCGCUUCUGACCAGAAUGAAGAUGGUGUCCCGCCUACUGCUGCUGACCGCUGCCCUUGCGGAGCUGGUGGCUGCGGUGGCUGCCAGGCAUCGCUCGGAGGCCCCAGCUUCAAAGGCCGUGGAACUCCUUGAGAAGCUGUGGAGGCAAGGUCGAGCAGAACUCAACGACGAAGUGGUCCGGUACGAAAGGCUGAAGCAGUGGUGCACUGACACGGCCGCCUCGAAGAAGAGCGAGAUUGAGGAUGGUGAGGAGAAGGAGGAGCGCACCAGCGCGGUGGUGGAGCGCACGGAAGCCGCUGUUGCAGCGGUGCAGGAGGACAUCGAAGAGCUCGUUGCAAAAGCCAGCAAGCUUGAUGAAAAGAGGUCUCAUACCGAGAAGCGCCGUCAAGACGAGUCCUCCACCUACAUCACUUCAGACCAGGAGCUGCAAAAAUCGAUCCGCGCGGUGCAGCGCGCGAGCUUCCUGCUGCGAGACAAGACCGACCCAGAGUCCAAGGCCGCUGCUGCCUCUGAGCUGCAGACAGCGCCGCGCGACACAGCGCUGGCUGCGCUGCAGGUCGAGGACCCCGGCUUUGCUGCCUCGAGCAUUCUGGAGAUGCUGACGAAGCUCUCGGAGCGCUUCCACGGCGAGCUCGAGGACCUCCGCAAAGCCGAGACGCACGCUAAACAGGAGCAUGAGCUCUUGCUGAACCAGCUCGAAAUGGAGCAUGAGGGUAUGGAAGCCGCGCUUCGCACGAAGCGUUCUGCUCUAGGCGACGCGCAGAGAGCGCAGAAGGAGGCAGGCGAAGAUCUUGAAGAUGUGCGGAAGGACCUGCAGCAAGACAAGAAGUACGUAGAGGACUUGCAGGUGAUGUGUAGCCUGAAGGCCGACUCCUUCAAGAAGCGCCGCAGUAGCCGCCAGGCUGAAUUGGAGGCUUUGAAAGCAGCCGUUGGAUUGAUCAGGGACAAGGCGGUUGCCUGA
Messenger RNA from Symbiodinium necroappetens, 966 nucleotides. NCBI's taxonomy places the organism in Eukaryota, Dinophyceae, Suessiales, Symbiodiniaceae. The record is from the annotation of a GenBank genome assembly.